UCUUGAUUGGCAACCAAAUUCAUUAAACAAUGAAAUCACGUUUCUGGAGAGGGAGAUUUCCAUCAAAUUAAGUAAAGAUAAACUGAGCACAAAAAUAGGGUCGGUGGACAGUAGUAGAGGAGAGAGUGAGAUAGUGAUACUGAGUAAGAAGAAGCAGCAGCAGCAGCAGCUGUAGAACAGUGACGAUGAGGAAGAAGGCAGUGCCGACCACAAUGAUUGUAAUGGCAGUGAUCCUAUGCUUAUUCAAGUUAAUGGGUGUUUCUGCCUCGCAUCUCAGGCGAAAUCUGCUUGCCAAUGGCCUUGGAGUCACUCCUCCAAUGGGGUGGAAUAGUUGGAAUCACUUCAACUGCCGAAUUGAGGAGAAAACCAUCAAGGAAACUGCUGAUGCUCUGGUAUCCACUGGUCUUUCUAAACUUGGAUAUACCUAUGUUAACAUAGAUGACUGCUGGGCCGAAAUAGCACGCGAUGUCAAGGGUAAUCUAGUGGCCAAGAAAUCAGCAUUUCCAUCUGGCAUUAAAGCUCUUGUGGAUUAUGUCCACAGCAAGGGUCUUAAGAUAGGAAUCUACUCAGAUGCAGGGUACUUCACUUGUAGCAAAACCAUGCCUGGUUCACUUGGUCAUGAAGAACAAGAUGCCAAUACCUUUGCUGCUUGGGGCAUCGAUUAUUUAAAGUAUGAUAACUGUUAUAAUGAUGGCUCAAACCCAACUGUUAGAUACCCUGUAAUGACCCGAGCUCUGAUGAAAGCAGGCCGUCCCAUAUUCUUUUCUCUGUGCGAGUGGGGAGAUAUGCACCCUGCUUUAUGGGGUGCCAAGUUAGGAAAUAGCUGGAGAACUACAAAGGACAUUUCUGAUUCAUGGGAGAGUAUGGUCUCCAGAGCAGACAUGAAUGAAGUUUAUGCUGAAUAUGCCAGGCCUGGUGGUUGGAAUGAUCCCGACAUGCUUGAAGUGGGAAAUGGAGGAAUGACAAAAGAUGAAUAUGUAGUCCAUUUUAGCAUAUGGGCCAUAUCAAAGGCUCCCCUUCUUCUUGGUUGUGAUGUGAGGAAUAUGUCAAAAGACACUCUGGAGAUCGUUGCAAAUAAAGAGGUCAUCUCUGUCAACCAAGAUCCACUUGGUGUCCAAGCUAAAAAAGUCAGACUGGAAGGAGAUCUUGAGAUCUGGGCUGGACCACUUUCAGGGUACAGAGUAGCUUUACUCCUUAUCAACCAAGGACCUGAGAACAAUACCAUUACAGCUCAAUGGGAAGACAUAGGGCUCCCCCCAAAUACUGUUGUUGAAGCAAGAGAUCUUUGGGAGCACAAGACACUGAAGAAGCUAUUUGUUGGAAACUUGACAGCCUCCGUGAACUCUCAUGCAUGUAAAAUGUAUGUGUUGAAGCCAAUCUCAUGACCAUCAGAAAGGAAUUCAGUUGGAUAUUCUGCAUUUUAUAGCUGCAGAUGGAUGAGCUUCAUCAUUAAUAAUGUCUUCUCCUUAUUAUAUAUUAUACCUGAAACUGAAUUGCAUAAUAUCUUAAGUCAAGAUCGUUUCACAAUAAGCACAAACACAGUACUGUAGAAAUCAUAAACCAAUAGCUUAAAGAGUUUCCUAGUUUCUCUAGGUGAUUACCAUAAGGACCAGCAUCAAUUGGGGUACCAUUCACGGUAGUCAUCUUCUCAGCAACUCAGCAACACAACUGCAAUCUCACAAUACACAAAACCAAGGAAAAUCUUCUAUG
Molecule: messenger RNA, 1710 nt
Organism: Fragaria vesca subsp. vesca
Lineage: Eukaryota; Viridiplantae; Streptophyta; Magnoliopsida; Rosales; Rosaceae
Product: alpha-galactosidase-like
Exons: 15
Coding region: 186-1385 (399 amino acids)
Biological process (GO): carbohydrate metabolic process
Molecular function (GO): hydrolase activity, hydrolyzing O-glycosyl compounds
Source: RefSeq, a predicted model, not a curated record